Salmo salar (Atlantic salmon) is the source of this 1166-nucleotide messenger RNA. It is a transcript of the gene cd8a, whose product is annotated as CD8a molecule. The record is from RefSeq and is a predicted model, not a curated record. Lineage: Eukaryota; Metazoa; Chordata; Actinopteri; Salmoniformes; Salmonidae.
GAUUGGUGGGCUCUGCUCAAGCAGCCUUGCAGACCACCUUGGGGUGCACGAGCUCUGUGCAAGACUCCUGCAAUGACCUCUUUUACCAGUGAUGAAAGAAGACUUUGGGCGGGGUUUAGGGUCGUGUUGAGCGCCUCAUCACACCUGUUUCUACAUCCCAUGAAGAAGAGCUUGAACGUGUUGCUGUGCAAAAAGACAUGAAAAUGGUCCAAAAGUGGAUGGAGACACUUGUUUUACUGUUCUUUUGUCAAGAAACUCUCCAACUGAGUUCUCUGACAGAGAAAACGGAUGGAAAGAGGGUGGAGAUCACUUGUGCACCAGUCUCUAAGAUUAAGAGCAACAUGGUGAUUUGGUUUAGAGUGCAAGACAACGCUGGAAUGGAGUUUAUUGCAUCAUUUAGUACCAAGGACGGUAUGAAGAAAACAGACUUUAACAAUGAGGUCUUCAGCGAGGAGCAGAUAAACAAAAACAUCUUGAUACUGAAGGCUUUCAAAAAGGCUCGAGAUAGUGGCGUCUACAGCUGUGCAUCAAUCAAUGGUAACGCGCUUGUGUUUGGUGAGGCAACUCGACUUGCUGGGCCAGCCCCUACGACAACAACAACCACCACGACUACACCAAUGACCACAGCCAUAGAGCUAACCAGCUCUACAACUGCCAAGUCGUGCAAAGUGGGAAAGGUGGACCCUACUGCAUCCUGUGAUUUGAUCGUUUGGGCACCAUUGGCUGCUGGCUGUGGCCUCCUCUUCCUCCUCAUCAUCAUCACUGUAUGCCACUGCAACCGGAUAAGAACGAAACGAUGCCCACAUCAUUACAAAAGACAACACUGAGAGAGACGGAAGACGGUGCGACGUCUCUACUACCAACAAUUCAGUUUGUUCUAUUAUAUACAUUUUUACUGAGACAUUUACUCCGUAACACCAUUGAAAUAGUAGAAAUAGAAGAAUUCUCGCUCUCUUCAUUUAAUCAACAUAAUAGCUUUAUGGCAGGUUUUUGAAGAUGAUUCAUGUCGUUACUCAGUCUAAUGACGAGAUAUGUAUUGCUUAUAGCUUAGUUUAAAAUGAUGUUAUGAGAUACUUUUCUCCUUAUGACUUUCAUGGCCUGUAAAUGAAACCAAAGACAAAAGCUUUGCAGUGGAACUUCAAUAAAACCAAGGUAACAUUUUCUAA